Molecule: messenger RNA, 1262 nt
Organism: Tricharina praecox
Lineage: Eukaryota; Fungi; Ascomycota; Pezizomycetes; Pezizales; Pyronemataceae
Product: Gar1/Naf1 RNA binding region-domain-containing protein
Exons: 5
Coding region: 403-1056 (217 amino acids)
Biological process (GO): snoRNA guided rRNA pseudouridine synthesis; ribosome biogenesis
Cellular component (GO): box H/ACA snoRNP complex
Molecular function (GO): box H/ACA snoRNA binding
Source: RefSeq, a predicted model, not a curated record
CGGACGGUUACCUGGAAGGUUCCGGUGAAUGAGACCCUAGGGCCAAUGGCCUUGAAAGUCCUCGGUCUCUCCACCUUUGAUGGAUCUCUCGACUUUUUGUUCAGGCCCGUUCGGUGGUGUCGACAAUGGCCGCUGGGCGCAUCUCCGCAAGUGUCAGCGAAUUGAUGUCGAGUGAUCGAUGGUGCCAUCCCCGCGAAGACCACCCCACGCUAGCGAGCCUGCCCCUGCACGCCCGCCUGUUACACCAGCUAAAAAAACCCGCCAAGCCCCUCUACUCUCAAGAAACUCAGAACUUUUUCCCACUGCUUGUCUCGCUCGACCCAACGCGCAACGUUCAACAUCUGAUUCAGUUCCGCCCCACAACACCCUCCUACCUACACCCCCCCCAACUUCACCAAACAAAUGAGCGGAUUCAGAGGAGGAGGCGGUGGACGAGGCGGCCGUGGUGGAGGGUUCUCUAGCCGUGGAGGAGGGGGAGGGUUCGGCGGUCGAGGUGGCCGCGGCGGCUCCUCUUUCAGCACCGGUCCCCCGGAUACAGUUCAAGAGAUGGGAACGGUCAUGCACUCGUGCGAAGGUGAAAUUGUUUGCGUUUCCAGCAAUACCAAAAUCCCGUACUUCAAUGCGCCGAUAUACCUCGAGAAUAAGUCGGUUGUUGGCAAGGUCGACGAGAUUCUAGGACCGAUGAACCAGGUCUACUUCACGGUCAAGCCGCAGGACGGGAUCGUUGCUACAUCAUUCAAGGAGGGUGAUAAAUUCUACAUUGGCGGUGACAAGCUUCUGCCAUUGGACCGAUUCCUGCCGAAGCCCAAGGCUCCUGCUGGUUCCAAAGUCUCGAAGAGGGGCGGUGCAUCCAGGGGUGGUCGCGGAGCUCCUCGCGGAGGAAGGGGAGGUUUCACACCAAGAGGACGUGGUGGCGCUCGCGGUAGUGGAGCUCCGAGAGGACGUGGCGGAUCGAGGGGAGGCUUCACCCCUAGGGGUCGUGGCGGUAGCGGUAGUGGUUUCACUCCUCGCGGUGGACGGGGUGGCUUCACGCCCAGGGGCAGAGGCGGCUAUUAAAAAAGUUACGGGCGGUGGGCGGAUAUCGAAUUGGUUGAACGCGAGUUAUGACAUGUCUUCUUGUGUAUAAUACGGAAGCGAUGGAGGGAUGGAUCAAAUGGUUCUGAGUAUGGCCAAUCUAUCCAGCGAGUGAUAAAAAGACGUGUGCGAAACGUCAGGGAAUUUAGUCUACAGUCAAUUAUUAUAUACAGGAAAUGAUAGCGCUA